GAGAGAGAGUGGGGGUGUGUUUUUGUGUUCAAAAGCGUGCAGACAAGGGAGAAGGAUUUUCCAGUACAGAGAAAAAAGGGAGAGAGAGAGAGCGAGAGAGAGAGAGAGAAUGAGAAAAAGCCAAAGCGAACCGAUGACGAUCGGACGGAUCUGGGUCAACGCCGUUUGACCGUAAAUAUGAUAACUGAAGGGCCAAAGUUGUAAAUUUAAGUAAACCCACUCCACCCUUUGGCCUUGUGGGGGGGUUUUCUUUAAUCUGUGUUUAUUUUAUUUUUAAUUUUUAGUUUUAAUUUUUUUUUUUCAUUUUAAAUAAUAAUAAUAAUAAUAUAUAUAUUUAUGAAGAAGCAUUCGGCUGUGUCGUUGUUAUUGUUGCGGUCUCUUUGAAGGACUUUUUGUUGGGAAGAGAGGUGGUGGUGGGGGUUGUGUUCCUUUGCCUUUCUUUUAAAUAUAAGGUUUCUCUUUGGCUGUCUUAUUUUUUCCUCUCUUUUAUAAUCUCUGCGUGCCACAGAGAGAGAGAGAGAUUAAACUGAAACAAACCCAGAAGUUGUAUGUAGUUUGUUUUUAGUAUGAGAACGAGAAGAGGGCUUUGUUAUCCUAGAGUUGCAGGCGUUUGUAAUCCCGACAAUACAGCAGUUAUGAAGAGGAAAGAUUUCUCCGGCGAACGAUUGGUUUGCCGGAAAAGGAUUAAGAAAUCACCGGAGGUUUCCGCUUCCGGUGGGUUAGAUUUCUUCGACGGUUUGCCUGAUGACCUUGUUAUUUCUAUUCUCUGCAAACUUAGUUCCAGUUCCACUUGCCCUUUGGAUUUCCUCAACGUCUUGAUAACAUGCAAACGGUUAAAGGGGUUAGCUCUGAAUUCUCUGGUAUUAUCCAAAGCGUCUCAGAAAACGUUUGCAGUGAAGGCUAAGAACUGGUCCGAGUCAGCUCACCGAUUCCUGAAACAGUGUGCGGAUGCCGGAAACAUCGAAGCCUGCUACACUCUAGGCAUGAUUCGUUUCUAUUGUUUACAAAACCGAGGCAGCGGAGCUUCGUUCAUGGCAAAGGCCGCGAUUAGCUCACACGCGCCGGCACUGUAUUCCCUCGCCGUUAUCCAGUUCAACGGCAGCGGCGGCUCCAAGAACGAUAAGGAUCUUCGAGCUGGAGUGGCUCUGUGUGCCCGAGCUGCGUUCCUUGGUCACAUAGACGCUCUUCGAGAGCUCGGCCACUGCCUCCAAGACGGCUAUGGCGUCCGCCAGAACAUCUCGGAAGGCCGACGAUUCCUCGUCCAAGCCAACGCUCGUGAGCUCGCUGCGGUUCUAUCCACCGCGGCCGCUUCGGGUUUCUCCACGCGUCAGUGGCUGACGUGGAACCCACUCCCUCAUCCUCAUCCUCAUCCUCACCCACAGGUCCGCCACCUCACCGGCUCGGGUUGUCCGUUGCUCAGCGAUUUCGGUUGCAACGUUCCGGCGCCGGAAGUCCACCCGGCCAGCCAGUUCUUGGCGGAUUGGUUCGCCGCACGUGCUGGGUCUCCCGGGUCGGGUCUGAGGCUUUGUUCGCACGUGGGAUGUGGUCGGCCCGAGACGAGAAGGCACGAGUUUCGUCGGUGCUCGGUAUGUGGUGGCGUGAACUACUGCUCACGCGCUUGUCAGGCGCUUGAUUGGAAACUGCGCCAUAAGGCGGAGUGUGCGCCGGUUGAGCGGUGGCUUGAUGAUGACGGCGAAGCUGUUGACGGUGACGGAGCCGUUGAUGGGGUCAAUGACGUCAUGAUGGCUGAUAGCUAAAAAAACAAAAAUGGGGUUUUUUUGACGGACACGGUAACUUGUGUUUAUUACGUUAACAGUAACGGCACAGUACGAGAGAGAGUGAGAGAGAGAAGAAGAGAGAAUUAGAGAGAAACAAAUGAAGGCCAUUUUUGGUUGAAGCAGAGUAUAGAUUUAAGUUAAAUCAUGGCCGUUGAAUGGCUCUGAGUUUUGAUCGUCCGUCGUUGUAUAGUAAGGGGAGGGCGUUUUGCUCUUUUAGGUAAAAAAACGAUGGAAGCUUUUUUUUUUUUUUGCCUUCUUCUUUUCUUUUGUUUUUUUAACCUUUUUUUUUUUUUUUUGGGGUACUUUUAAUGUGCUAUAGAGAAGAUAAGUUCCUGCGUUAAUUUUGGUAAAACCAAAAUUCCAAAUUUUUCAUUAAGAUUUGAAAAUCUGUCUCUUAUUUCGGUUUCUCUCGCAAUAAUUAUAAAAUCAGAGCCUCCAAUGUAAUGCUCAUUUAUAUGUUUUUGAA
Molecule: messenger RNA, 2244 nt
Organism: Ziziphus jujuba (common jujube)
Lineage: Eukaryota; Viridiplantae; Streptophyta; Magnoliopsida; Rosales; Rhamnaceae
Product: F-box protein At1g67340
Exons: 3
Coding region: 567-1757 (396 amino acids)
Molecular function (GO): protein binding
Source: RefSeq, a predicted model, not a curated record